CGCUAGGGCCCUGCCCGGCCUCAGAGGACUCACUCAGCCUUUGUUUUCCAGGAACCUGGGCAAGUCCGGCCUGCGGGUCUCCUGCCUGGGCCUCGGAACGUGGGUGACCUUCGGCGGCCAGAUCACAGAUGAGAUGGCAGAGCAGCUCAUGACCUUGGCCUACGACAACGGCAUCAACCUCUUCGACACGGCGGAAGUCUACGCGGCGGGCAAGGCCGAGGUGGUGCUGGGGAACAUCAUCAAGAAGAAGGGCUGGAGGCGGUCCAGCCUCGUCAUCACCACCAAGAUCUUCUGGGGAGGAAAAGCAGAGACCGAGAGGGGCCUUUCGAGGAAGCACAUAAUAGAAGGUAAGGGGGCGCGGAGCGCACACCGCGGCCCGCAUCCCCGGCAACGCAGAAGCGGGGGAAGCUCAGGCCCCCGCAGAGCCUCUGCUCCGUGCACCCCGGGCGCCCUGCGGGCUCUGAGCCGCAGGGGCGUAGUGGCAGGAAGACCUUCCAGCAUCUAA
Messenger RNA from Condylura cristata (star-nosed mole), 505 nucleotides. Its product is annotated as voltage-gated potassium channel subunit beta-2-like. Gene Ontology annotation, biological process: regulation of action potential; regulation of potassium ion transmembrane transport. Gene Ontology annotation, molecular function: potassium channel regulator activity; transmembrane transporter binding. The record is from RefSeq and is a predicted model, not a curated record. Lineage: Eukaryota; Metazoa; Chordata; Mammalia; Eulipotyphla; Talpidae. The coding region runs from base 134 to 505 and encodes 123 amino acids. The transcript is spliced from 7 exons. Gene Ontology annotation, cellular component: extrinsic component of cytoplasmic side of plasma membrane; juxtaparanode region of axon; voltage-gated potassium channel complex.